AAAAUGGCGGCGCAGCGGGAAUUAAUCAACUGUCGUAUGUCAGACACAUGCUCCUUUUUUUCAUAAACAAAGUAUUGUCGCAUUGUAACAUUCUUAAGAAGCUUGACAAAGAAUUCUCUUGCGAAAGAGUCAACGGUGUUAAUGCGUGCAGCAUGCAAAUUGGAAUUGCAUCGAGUAACACUACUUGUAUUUGUCGCUCUUCUCUAAAGGAGGGGAGUUUGUGGGAAGGGAAUGGCGUCUUUAUGUAUAGGCUUUAUGCAGAGGUUAGUUGAUCGUAGUGCGUCGACAGGUUGUGAAAAAGUAACGUGUGUAAAUUUUAUCAAUGUUCUUGAUGCCGGAUUAAAUGACGUGAAUUAAUGUAAAUUAGUGAUUGAAAUUAAACGGUAAAAGUUAUAGAAAAUGUACAUCGUCGACGGGCAUCAAUGGCUUCGACGGACGUGAGAGCAGCGUGUUUCGGAUUAGUGUCGUUGACGUUUCUUGUGUCAGUGUCCUCGUCUCACUCCCUCUUUAAUCUCAACUCAUUUCAUCUUUGUCACGCGAACAAGUGUUUAGAAAAUAUCCAUCUCUCUCUAUCUACAGGAAACGUAUACGAUGCCAUAUGACAGGUACGGGAUGCAAGUGCUCAGAAACGAGGUCUUGAAUGGCUACAGAAUUUGACGAAAUUUUUUCGAUAAAUUCACUAAAAUAAAUGAAUCACGUAAUGAGGAUUACAGAAGAUCGCAAGUGUAGGGACGAGAACGAAGAUUUUCAUCACGUUAGUGGGCUAUGAGCGCUGACAAUGGGGACGACUCCUUGCGGGUAAUUGCAGAUUUUUUUGCGCAAGAACAAUUCCAAGGGGGAAAAAGAAAGAGAUAUUAUGGAUUGUAAAACUGGAUUAACCACUAUUAAACAAUUACAUAUCAUUUUUGGUUGUAAUGGGAAAAUUGUAUAACAAAUAAUGGAAACAUAAAUCAACAUUUGAGGAGGAGUGAAACUUUUGUGUGAAUUAUAAUUUUUUCUGUGGCGUAAUAAACGGGGUGUACAGAGGCAUCUUGAUUGUGGAUGCUGUGGCCUGUGUUGGGGGAUGAUGGGCUGAGGCCCUCGUCACCUCCGGGGGUGACAAAUGCAAAGGUGGCCAAUAGAUUGACCCCCCUUCUUUUUUGCGCCCCAUGUAAACCGACAUUAAGAAAAAAUCAAAGUUCAACUCAGUGGUAUGUGCAACAGCCCACGUGGCGUCUAUGGGGCGAGGAAAAAGGAGAUGAUGUUAUAUACACUGUGUACCUGAAAAAAGUCCGAUAUCAUAGACCUACUAGAAGUCUGUCAGCUUCGGAUUCAGAUGAUGAAAUUUCUCAUCUCGAAUGGGAAACGGUGAGGGUGAGAUUCCUAAAGGCCGGCACAGUUCAGAGAUUAGUUGAGAGUUUGGCUAACGAUGAUGGAGAACUUGAGUCGACGUAUAUCAAUGUUUUUCUUGCGACAUAUCGAGCGUUCACAACUCCACAAGAGGUUUUGGAGCUUCUACUUGUCAGAUACGAUUCCCUCGAUGAAAAUUCUGGAGCACUCACUGGCGAGCAACAUCGAAAAACUUUGGUUCAAGCACUUCAUGUAUGGUUGGACGCGUAUCCUGGCGAUUGGUGUACACCACCAAAUCAUCCACUUCUCAUGAGACUUUUAGAUUUUACGCAUCGUCGAUUGCCCGCCUCGGAACUUGAACUUAAAGCAAGGCAUCGUCUUCAUCGUUUUUCUCAACCAAAUGGCCAAAUAGACUCGUGUCAACCAUACGACAACAGUCGUUUGACCUCACAUGGAACGACAGAUGUGAUAAGCGAUCAUUGGCCGACCUACAUUUUUCCUGAGGUGCCCCAUCGACAUUUCGCUGAGCAAUUGACGCGAAUGGAUGCCGAGGUGUUUAAAAAACUUAUAGCACAUCAAUGUUUGGGUGCAGUGUGGUCGAGACGUGAUCGUUCGCGAAGUCAUGAUGCUGCAACUGUUUUGGCAACUGUCAAUCAAUUUAAUGCAGUCUCAUUACGUGUAAUUGCGACAAUUCUACAAGACUUAACAUUGAAACCACAUGAGCGAGCAAGAAUACUUGAAACAUGGAUUGACAUUGCUCAGGAAUUGAGAGUUGUAAAAAAUUUCAGUAGUCUCAAAGCCAUUGUCUCGGGACUUCAGAGUAAUCCUGUUUAUAGGUUGGAAAAAUGUUGGCAAUGUAUGCCACGUGAAAAACAUGAGGUAUUCCGAGAACUCGAGAGGAUAUUCUCAGAGGAAAAUAAUGCAUGGACACAACGAGAAUUACUCAUUAAGGAAGGAACAGCCAAAUUCGCUGAUACUGCUGGCAGAAGCGACAGGCAUUUACAAAAGAUAUUUCAAAAACAAAAUACUCACGCAGGAAAUAUUAGUUAUGGCACGAUACCUUAUUUAGGAACAUUUUUGACUGAUUUAACAAUGAUAGAUACAGCGAUUCCUGAUACGAUAGCGGGUGGACUUAUAAAUUUCGAUAAAAGAAGAAAGGAAUUUGAAGUGCUGGCGAGAAUAAGACUUCUUCAAGGAGCAGCGAAUGCAUAUAAUUUUAAUACAGAUCCAAUUUUCGAUAAAUGGUUUCAUUCUAUUGUUGUGCUUGACGAUCGAGAAGCGUACAAACUUAGUUGUCAAAUUGAAGUUCCACCGCCAGGAACAACUUUAAAUAAUCGAGUAAAAAAGAAACAGAAUCAUCAAGGUCAUCGGAAAAAUGAUUCGAUAGCAUCAACCUCGAGUUCGAGUAGUUCUCAGUUCUAUUGUGAUCUUGAUUCCUUGCCGAGUUCACCGCACAAUUCAUUGGAUCGAAGAACAUCGCCGUCACAAAUGUCCAGCUCGUCUUCCAGUUCUUCUCUUCCAUCGUUGGACGUGUCUCUUAGCUCAGGUGGUGGAGCAUCAUCGGGUCAGAAUUCACGUUUAGCGCCUCAAAUUGGAGUUACAACAAAUGGUGGUGGUAGUCCCAGUCAUCCUGGACUACCAAGUCCCAGUCAUUCGCAUAAAAGUUCACCAGAUUUUUAUAUUAUUAAAGUAACAAUGGAGAGUGACAAUGUCGAGACAGACGGUGUUGUUCUUUAUAAAUCAAUAAUGCUUUCAAACAAUGAGAGAACUCCACAAGUUAUUCGCAAUGCAAUGCUAAAAUUGGGCAUUGAGGGCAAUCCGGAUCAAUAUACAUUGGCACAAGUAUUACCAGAUCGCGAUAUGGUACUACCAACAUCGGCAAAUGUUUAUUAUGCUGUUAAUACGGCUCACAAUUUAAAUUUUAUCUUACGAUCGAGACGUGAUGUUAAUGACGGGACCACGGACAGUCCUAAAAGUAAAACGAAUUGUCACAAACGAUAAUAAUAAGUUGAGUAUUAUUGCAUUUAUAUAUGAAAAAAAUUAGGCAAUGCGCAUUAACUCAACGAGAGACUGUACCAAAUUUUCAAAAUAUCGUAUAUAAAUUAUGAAACUCUUUUUCUUUUGUUUUUGAACUGAUUUUCAGUUUUUAAUAGAAGAAAAACGCACAUUUUGCCAAACAUUUUUGAUGCCUUUUACGAAUCAAAUCUUUAAAUAGAUUAAAGGUGAUUCGUCGACUUUUUUCCAUAUCAUGACAUAUCGAUAUUAGUAUUGACGAUGUAGUUGUUAUAUUUGUAAAUCGAAACGCGUUUUACGAUCUAGUGUUAUAUAUAUAACAAAUCGAAUUUUCUUGUAUAUUUAUAUUUUUUUAGUGCAAUCAAGUCUCGAUCAAUUUUUUUUUUUCAAAAUUUAGACUUGAACUUUUUUUUUGGAGUUUUUUUGACUCGAACUAUUUCAAGUUUUAAAUAGAACUUUACGAGUAUUUCCAGUUUUAUGACUUGGAUUUUUCAAAAUUUGUAUAAUUGAACUUUUCGAAGUUUUUAUACAUCAACUUUUUAAAGUUUCAAAAAUGAAGUUUCCGAAGUUUCUAGAAUGAAAUUUUUUAAAGUUCUUUUUGAAUUCUUCUAAUUUUAGUUGAAAAUUUUUUUUCAAGUUCUCUUGAAUUGGAUUUUUUCAUUUUUUUAAAUUUCAUUGUAUUUUUACUUUGAUGUUUAAAAUUUGUAAAUUUUCAAAAUUCUUAAACUUGAAUAUUUCGUUCAUUAGAACUUGAAACUUUCUGAAAUUCUUGGAUCUAAAAUUUAUCAACUUUAAAGACAUCUGUGCUCUGUGUGUGAGAAAUGAAUCAAAGAAUGAUUGUGAAAAUAGAAUGAUAUAGAAUUCAACGAUUGUAAUUAUAAUAUCAAUGAUUUGUUUUAGUUAUAUUAAUUAAUUCACAUGAACAAUUGUGUAUAUGAGAGAAUAUUUAUAUUGCGCAAUUAACAUAGAAUAUUAUUUUUAUUAUAAUGCAAAAAAAAAAGAUUUUUAAAAUUUACAGAAAGAUUAGUAAAUACUUUUACUCAUUGAAAUAUCAAUUAAAAUUAAUUAUUAUAUAAUUUGUAAAUACAAUGCAAAUUAAUUAAUUUCGUAAUAAUAAUGUAAUAACUAAUUAAUUUAGUACUAAAUUAUUUAUUUAUUAUUACUUUUAUUAUGUGAAUUAUAUUUUAACUACUACAAGAAUUUCAAUGAUUAAACAUUUUUUUUUUUUAUUAGUUUUUACAAAAUUUGAAAUUUUGGAAAAUUGAUAAAAGUAUUUAAAGAAUAAUAUUCUUUAACUCAAAAUUAUGGUGUUUAGUAUGUGUUUGUUAUAUUUAUCAGAAGCUUAGUAAAAUUUACAAAUCAAUUGAUUUACUAAACUUUUUUAAUAAUAAAACGUAUUAUCUGUUAUUGAUCUUUCUGUAAAUUUUAUCAAAAAAAUUUUUGCGCGCAGGAUCGAAAACUUGUAAAUAUGAAUCAUCCAUAUAGGGCGUGUGUUGAUUGAGAAAACUGAAGGAAAAAGAUUAUAUUCUGAUUGUGUCUCGUCAAAACUAAAUCGAAUGCUUUAUCAAAUCACACAUGCAAAAUUUUUUUUUUAUUUUUCUUUAUUUUUAUAAAAGAAAAUUUUAUUAUUAUCAAUCAAUUUAUUUUUUGUUUGAAAUUUUUUGUUAUAUUUUAAGUUGUUUUUUGUUUCUUAAAAUUUCUAUUUGUUUUUAUGUUUAUUAUAUUUUUAUUUAUUAUUUAUUUUAUUUGAAUUUUUUAUUCUUUAAAUUUUUGUUUUUCUUAUUAUUAAUACUUUUCAUUUAUAUUACUUCUAUUUAUCAUAAUAUAUAUUUGUAAUUUAUUUAGGUAUGUUUCAAGUAUUUUUAUUUAUUUUUGUUUAUCUCUUCUGAUCAGUUUUCUCGAGUGUCACACCAAUUUUUUGUUAAUAAGUUCUAUUUUCGUUGUAAUAUAACGCUCCAUUUAUCCGGCGAAAAAGAUAAGAAAAAAAAAAAAAUUUUCUGUGAUACUGAAAUCGCUCUUUUUGGCCGCGUGAUAGAAUCUCAUACGAGAAAGAAUACUCAAAUACCUGAUCGGCUUUACGUAGAAGUUUGAAAAAAAAACCAUAUACAUAUUAUAUGCCUCUGGGCACCGUUUAGCGAGUUUAGAUACCGAGAGUCAAUUUAUAUAUAUAUACCAUUUUUAAUCGAGACCAAUUUUUCUUGGACUCAGAUUAUUAUCCAAAGUGUAUUAUACAACCAGACUAUGAAAUUAUCAAGAUCAGAGCGAAAGAAAAAUGUAAGAGAAUAAUUAUUUUUGCUUCGGUCUAUUCAACUCGGAAAAGUCUGGAUUCAGAGAAAAAGUGUUAGUCUUAGGCAAUUUUGUACUUACCUUCAUCAAUCAUUGUAUCUCACUAAUUUACUCAGUAUGUACACAACUUUUUUUUCCAUUUAACAAGAUCAAUCAAGUGACCAAGAAUUUGUCUUUAUUUCAUAUCCUUGAAUUUUCUUGUAUUUUUCAAUUUUAAUUGUAAUAUUCGUCGUUUAUUUUCGUAGAAAGAAUUUUUUUAUUGUGAUUUUAGUUUUCAAUUUUAUAAUAAUGUUGAUUAAAAAGAAAUGCAAACGUUUGUCAAAUUUAAAUUUUCUAAUUUGAAAUUAAAUUUUUUUUUCAAUUCAGGAAGUAAUUUAAUUUAAAUUAAUUUCCAUAUUUUUAAAUAUAAUUUUGCAGUAAAUUAGGAAAUUUAAAUUAGUUUGUAAAAAUUUUUAAAAUAUUGGUCGAGUGUUUUAAAAAAAAAACGCAAAAAACUGUGAUUUGAAAUUUAGAAAAUAGGAGAAAAAUGUUUUUUUUCACGUUUGAAAAGCAUCUUUCUCUCCACACAUGGAUUGCGGUUAUAAGCCAAUUGAGAUUAAUUAAAAAACAAAAAGACUUAAAGUUUAAACGAACGGAGAUUAUCAAAUUGGUUUGUGUUGGUGUAACGACUCUAUACCCACUUGAUGAGUGGACUUCCGGAACAGCAGCACUUCCGGCACGCGAACCUGUUGAGCUAGAAUCGAAUAUGUGUACCUAGAGCACUUCAGGUGCACUGGUUUACGUCCUGGAUCUAUAUACUAACGAGAUCGAAUCCACUGGACGAGAGCCAUUAAUGACUAAACCAUAUCAGUUAACGAAAUGAAGCAGGCGGUUAUUUCUGUUUAAGAUAGUGUGCUAUAAAGAUACAUUAAGUGCUCGGAAAAAUUUUAUUAAAUAAAAAAAAGUGAGAAAAUAUUAUGAGAGGUCAGUAAAAAAGUCAAAUUUUUCAAAAUAGAGUAAACUUUUUUUUUAAUUUAUAAUUUAAAAAAAAUUUUAAACUCUAAAUUAUAAAAAAUUUGAUUUUAUUAUUUUUUUCUAAACUAUAAUUUAUAUAUUCUUAUUAUUAUCAUUAAUAUAAUUAACAUUAAAAAUAUUAAUAACACUGUUUAAAAAACAUA
Leptopilina boulardi is the source of this 6785-nucleotide messenger RNA. RefSeq names its product ral guanine nucleotide dissociation stimulator (gene Rgl). Lineage: Eukaryota; Metazoa; Arthropoda; Insecta; Hymenoptera; Figitidae. The transcript is spliced from 7 exons. Gene Ontology annotation, molecular function: guanyl-nucleotide exchange factor activity. Gene Ontology annotation, biological process: positive regulation of GTPase activity; Ras protein signal transduction. Bases 1042 to 3330 code for a protein of 762 amino acids. Gene Ontology annotation, cellular component: plasma membrane. The record is from RefSeq and is a predicted model, not a curated record.